This is a messenger RNA of Punctularia strigosozonata HHB-11173 SS5, 1809 nucleotides long. RefSeq lists its product as uncharacterized. Lineage: Eukaryota; Fungi; Basidiomycota; Agaricomycetes; Corticiales; Punctulariaceae. Gene Ontology annotation, cellular component: nucleus. Gene Ontology annotation, biological process: regulation of cell cycle. The record is from RefSeq and is a predicted model, not a curated record. Bases 1 to 1809 code for a protein of 602 amino acids. The transcript is spliced from 6 exons.
AUGAGCACGCGUCGCAAUGCGUCUGCGGGCGGUGCAUCCAGCUCGAAAGACGUGGUCAUGGGCCCGCCUCCGGUGCCCCAGGCGCCCCCGCCCACGACCGAUCCUCAUCAAGCCAAGGAAGAGGCCCUCGUUGCCGAAAAGUACAGGAGACUGAAGCGGAAGUAUUCUAUACUCGAAGAGAAAUACAAGGAAAUGCACAGUGAACUCGUCCGCUCGGGCGAGCGCAACGUGAAGAUACGACAAGAACGCGACGCCCUCCUCGACCGCGUGGUGGAACUCGAAAAACUGGAAACGCCUGGCAUCCGGCGCCCGUCUCUGGGCCCUGACCAGCCUCCGACGUCCGCCUUCCCGCGCUCGCUACUCUCCGACCGGGCCAAGACCGCCUUCGUUGCGAACAUGCAUCGCGCCCGCGAAGAGGUUGAGCGCGAAAACCACGAGCUCGACCCCAUCUUCUCAUCGAGACACAUUGGACCCCACGCUCGCAAGCUCCAGGAACAGCAGCGCCAACGCGAGCGCAUGCAAGAAGAGGCCGCCGCCGCCCAGGCGGCGCGCGACGCCAAACCGAGCCGUCGCGCCAAGAUGACCAAGGGCAAGGACAAGGAUGCGCCUCCGCCCUCGUCGUCAUCGUAUAGCGCCGGGCAGGCACAGGGAUCUGGCAGUGGGAUCAAGCUACGCAUCAAGCCACCGACCGCGCCGGCGUCUGAACCGCCCGAGCCCGCCUCACCGCCGCCUGAUUCACAUGAAUAUUCGCGCAUGUCACGGAACAUGUCAAGCUCGCCCGUGACAUCCUACCAUCCCUCGCCGCCCCAUCGUCACAACGGCAACGCGUCCGACGCGAAUGAUCCGUACUUGUCUCCGGUCGAGCAGCGAUCCAUCGGCGCCGAGGAACCUAAAACACGCACAAAACCCAAGCGACUGAAAGCGCACACGGUUACGUCCAAGACGCAUACCAUCCCGACGAUUCCCAGGGACUCGGACGGCAAGCCACUCCUGCCCCUCAACGUGGGCAUCAUGACCGUGCUCUCGCUCGGGGAGGUCUGCAUGCGGGAACACUUCCACACAGAGAGGUACAUCUUCCCUGUGGGAUAUUCGGUCACGAGGAAGUACCUGUCUACCAUCGACCCCAAUAUCGAGGUCACUUAUACCUGCACCAUUCUCGAUGGCGGAGAUGGUCCCAAAUUCUCGGUCGUUGCCAGCGACGUGCCCGACAAACCGAUCGUUGCCGGCACCGCUACCGGUGCUUGGGCCGUCAUCGUUCGGGCCGCCAACCAUGUGCGCAAACGCUUGCACUCCAACUCGGUCUCGGGACCGGACUUCUUCGGCCUGGGCCAAAACACGAUCCGGAGCCUCAUCCAAGAGCUUCCUAAUGCCGAUCGGCUGAAGGACUAUGUUUGGCAAAACUUCACCGAAGGAUCUCACCUCGGAGGACGACAUGCCGCAGUGACGCCUGCGCUGCCCGAGGACCGGGACGAGAUUGCGGCAAGCCAGAACCUACCGCCCGUGUUCGCGUCAGAAAGGGAGCGCGAGCGCGAGCAGGAGCUAGCGCUCGCUCGGGAGAGGGAGAGACAGAUGGACCGCGAGCAGACAGACGAGGAUGCCGACCGUGCGCCGGCUCGUCGAACCAACGAGCGUCGAUCCCGAAAACAUGUCGAGGAGAUCCCUGGCUCUUCGCCGAGCCUGGGCAACUACUAUCGCCCGUCGGACGCGCAUAUACCCACGCCGUCGAACACUCCAGCCGCGGAUCCCUCCUCCGCAAAUGGUCGACGAUAUUACAAGCAAGACUCGACGUCUCCCCCGAUCUCGGCGUGA